Messenger RNA from Pyrgilauda ruficollis (rufous-necked snowfinch), 4220 nucleotides. RefSeq names its product RNA polymerase mitochondrial (gene POLRMT). Lineage: Eukaryota; Metazoa; Chordata; Aves; Passeriformes; Passeridae. The record is from RefSeq and is a predicted model, not a curated record. Gene Ontology annotation, molecular function: mitochondrial promoter sequence-specific DNA binding; DNA-directed RNA polymerase activity. Gene Ontology annotation, cellular component: mitochondrial DNA-directed RNA polymerase complex. Bases 112 to 3561 code for a protein of 1149 amino acids. Gene Ontology annotation, biological process: mitochondrial transcription. The transcript has 20 exons.
CAUAAAUCCGCGCCCCGACGGCUGCCCCGGGUCACCGGUCCCGGUUACUCGCCUACGAUCGCGGGGCGCCCGGUUGGGGACGGCACACUCCGGUAUCCGCCGUCAGCCGCGAUGGGCGGGCAAGGGACGAGCGCCGCGGGCACAGAGCGCGGGGAGAGGCGCAGGGCGCGGGGCUGCUGUGGCCCAGCACCUGGGGACGGUGGUGUCCGUCUGUGGCCCGACCCGAGACGCGCCGAGCUCGGGCCGGAGAGGCGCGGGUCAGCCGGGCUCCCGUGUUCCCCGGGCUCCGCCACCGCCCGGACCCUCCGCCGUGUCCCGGGCUCCGACCCACCCCGUCGGGGCCGCCACGGCCGCCAGGGGGAGCGGAGCGCGGCCGCGCUGCACCAUGGGAGCUGUAGUUCGGCGCGGCGGGACUCGCGCUCCCGGCGUGCCCCGUGGCGGGGCGGCGCAUGCGCGGCUGCGCGCGGCGCGCGUGGCCCGGGGAUGUCGCUGCUGAGGCUGCGGGCGGUGCUGAGGGGCCCGGGCGGGCUGAGGGGGCCCGGGAUUCCGUGGAGAAUCUUCAGGAGCUACUCCUCUGCCAGCACCAAGGAGAAGGCAAACAGAAAUGGCCCCUGUGAGAGGACAGAGCUGCUGGAAGGUGAGUGCUGGGAGAGAUGCACGGGGCUCCAAGGAGAGAUGGAACUCUUGUGUGACCGAUUGUUUUCCAUCCUGGAGGCUUCUGGCCUCCAGCCCAACCUGGACUCCUACGCCGUGGCUCUGCAGUGCAUGGGCCGGAACCAGUCACCUCCCAAAGCCAUCUUGAGAUACCUGCAGAAGCUGAACAGCAGUGGCUUCCAUGUGGAUGAGCUCUUCCAAAAGUGCCUGUUUGAGGAAGAUGAGAAGGAGAUGGUGCUGUGGGCCAUCAGGACUGUCCAGCCCAACUACCAGCUGCCUCCUCCACCCAGCCCCAAGAUCUGCAAGUCUUCUCUGCUCCAGGACUUCUAUUCCAGAGAGAUGAUGGGGUCAUACCCCAAGGUGGAUUUCUCUGAGAAGGAGCUGCAGGAGCGCUUCCAGCAGCAGCUGGAGAUGGAGCUGAAGAACACCGUGACCAUCGAGUCAGUGGAGGCAGCCAAGCCCCUGACCCCACAGGCCAUCAAAGCGCGGGAGCUGCUGGGCACCCUCCGCUCCCAGUGGCACGAUGCCAUCCUCCAGGCCCUGCAGAAUUCCAAGCGCAGCAUGGCCAGGCCCAAAAGGCUGUCCAAGUACAGCAUCCUCUACCCCUACCUGUGUCUGCUGCCAGAUGAGGAGUAUGUGGACAUCAUGCUGCAGAUCCUCAAUGAUCUGUCUCCACAAGGUGAGUCCCUGGCAGUCCUGGCCAGGGAGCUGGGUACCAAGGUCUAUGACAGGUACAUCAUCCAGAGGAAGCUGCGCAGCGGCCAGCUGGAGAAGGUGCAGAAGAUCUAUGAGAACUACAUCCAGCUGCUGGCAAAGGACAGCCAGCCUAAACACUACUUGCCACGGGAAUACUGGGAGAAGCUGGUGGCAGAAGCAGGCUUUGGGCCUUCCCUGAACUUGACGACCUGCAGCUGGCCGUGUGUGCUCCUCAUGCGCCUGGGCAUGCACAUGCUGGAGCUCCUGGUGAAGGCUGUGAAGGUGCCCAGGAACAUCCUCAGUCGUCGCCUGGAGUCCAAGCCUAUCCCUGUCCUCUACCACGUCUACUCCUUCUACAGUAACUGGCAGGUUGGGCUGAUAAGGCCCCAUCCCAUCUUCUCCCAGCUUGUGUCAAACGCUGCAGAGACCAUGCUGACCUUCAACUCCUCUGCCAUGCCCAUGCUGUGCCCCCCGGUGCCCUGGACCUCCCCCAGUUUCGGUGCCUUUGUCCUCAACGACACCAAACUGAUGCGUUUCAUGGAUGAGACCACCUACCACCAGCUGCUCCUGGAGCAGUGUCCCCUGGUGAACCUCCACCCCGUGCUGGAUGCCCUGAACCAGCUGGGCAACUGUGCCUGGAAGAUCAACCAGCCCGUGCUGGAUAUUAUCAUCUCCAUCUUCAAUGACAAAGGGGACGAGAAGCUGGACAUCCCACCACCCCUCUCUGAGGCUCCCAAGCCUCCCACUCCUCCUGGCAAUUCCUCCACCUGGAGCAAGACCUUCAAGCACGAGGUGUUCCUGUGCAAGAAGAAGGCUGCGGAGAUGCACAGCCUGCGCAUGGACGCGCUCUACAAGCUCUCCAUCGCCAACUACGUCAGGGACAAGGUGUUCUGGUUCCCUCACAACAUGGACUUCCGUGGCAGGACUUACCCAUGCCCACCCUAUUUCAACCACCUGGGGAAUGAUGUCACCAGGGCCAUCCUGCUGUUUGCAGAGGGGAGGCCUCUGGGGCCCAAGGGACUUGACUGGCUGAAGAUCCACCUCAUCAACCUGACGGGGCUGAAGAAGAAGAACGCCUUGCAGGAGCGGCUGGAGUAUGCCAAUGAAAUCAUGGAGGACAUCCUGGACUCGGCUGACCACCCACUGACAGGCAGGAAGUGGUGGAUGGACACUGAUGAGCCCUGGCAAGCCUUGGCAUGCUGUAUGGAAAUCGCCAAAGCCUCAAGGUCCCCAGAUCCAGCAGCUUACAUCUCUCACUUCCCAGUUCACCAGGAUGGCUCCUGCAAUGGGCUGCAGCACUAUGCAGCGCUCGGCCGGGAUCUCAGCGGCGCUGCCUCCGUCAACCUGGUGCCCUGUGGGCUCCCUCAGGAUGUCUACAGUGCAGUGGCUCAGCAGGUGGAGGAGUUCCGGAAGAAGGAUGCUGAGCGGGGGUUGAAGAUUGCCCAGGUGCUGCAGGGCUUCAUCAGCCGCAAGGUGGUGAAGCAGACGGUGAUGACGGUGGUGUACGGGGUCACGCGCUACGGCGGCCGCCUGCAGAUAGAGAAACGCCUCAAGGAGAUCGAUGAGUUCCCCGAGGAGUACUUGUGGGAAGCAUCUCAUUAUCUGGUGAAGCAGGUGUUCAACAGCAUCAAGGAGAUGUUCUCAGCGACUCGAGAUAUCCAGAACUGGCUGACAGAGAGCGCCAAGCUCAUCGCCCAGUCUGGCCGGACGGUGGAGUGGGUCACACCGCUGGGGCUGCCCAUCAUCCAGCCCUACUAUCGCUCCAGGUCCACUGUGCUGAAUUGUGGCAUGCAGCGCUUGAGUGUGAAAACCUCCAACAGCACCCAGAAACCUGACACUGUGAAGCAGAAGAAUGCCUUUCCCCCCAAUUUCAUCCACUCUCUGGACUCCACACACAUGAUGCUCACAGCACUGCACUGCCUCAGGAAGGGCCUGACCUUCGUCUCAGUGCACGAUUGCUACUGGACUCACGCGCUCACCGUGGAUGUCAUGAACCAGGUGUGUCGGCAGCAGUUCGUGGCUCUGCACAGUGAGAAGAUUCUGCAGGAUCUGUCUGAGUUCAUGCUGGAGAAGUAUUGCAGUUCAUCCAGCUCCAGCACAGAGCCCAUAGCCCACUGGCAGAAGAGGCUGAUGGAGCAGCUGUCGAAUGUUCCCAAGACAGGUGAAUUCAACCUGAAGCAAGUGAUGGAUUCCACAUAUUUCUUCAGCUGAGCCUGGCAGCCCACCGGGCCCUGGGAUACCUCUGAACUUCCAGCCAUGGUGGGCACAGGCCUGCAAUGCUCUUCUGCUCUACAUCUCAUGGGGAAGAAGGUGCAGCAUCCAGCCUAGCGAGAGCCCUGCCUCACUCUGAGGUGCUGGGGCAAACUGAGACUCUGCUGGAGCAGCUGGUGGGGGACAGGGGCUCUGCACUGUUUGCUGUCACUACUGUCCCAGCAUGGGGAGAGGCCACCAAGCCCUGCAGAAGGCUGCAGCUCUGGGCUGGGGGCAAAGGGGUGGCAGGAGCCAGGGUGGCUCCCCUCAGCCCUCACCCCAGUGCUGUGAGCACUGUCCUUUGCCUGGCUGUUGCCUGUCCUCAGGUGCUGUCCUUCUCCUUCCCUGUCUUGCCAGCAGGGCUCAGACUUGGAGGGGCAGGCAACUGACCUGGCCACAGGAGGAGCCCCAGCCCUGCUCUUGGCCACAGGGCAGGUGCUGCUCUGUGCUCUGCUCCAGCUCUGGGCACUGUCCUCACUCUCCAUAGCACAGCCUCUGCUCUUCACUCUCUUUUCCAGGGAUGAGUUUUGCUGUUGCUCACUGGGGCUCAGGGAGGAAAAACCACUAACUUGGGGGUCAACAUGUAUAAUAUUGUAAAUAAAAUGUUUUUUGACAUACAA